AUGGCCGAAGAAUCGCAACCCCGGCCGUUCAAAUCUCCAUUCCCACAUCAGCCCGCAGCAACGGCAAGCUCCUCAACCGACUCCAAAGAUGAUGACUCGAAGACCAAACUAGCCAACGGUGUUGUCCUAGACAAAGAUGGGAAACCGUACGUCCAACCUAAAUCCAAUUGCCCCGAUGCUCCUCCAGAAAUACUAACCCAGAUGUCUUCCAGAUGCCGUCUCUGCACCUCCGCCGCAUCAUGGCGCUCUCUCACCAAGCAAGCCAAAGCCUCCGGCGCCGCAUCAACAGCAGCUUCGACCUCCUCCAACGACCCCGUCGCAAACCCCCCCUCCUCCAAUCCCACCCCGUCGCGAAAUGAAUGCCCCCCGGACGUUGAGAACCUCGGCCGCUCAACCUGGACCCUCCUCCACUCGAUGACGGCGACCUACCCGACGAAAGCAACAACAGAGCAGCAGACAGAGAUGCGCACGUUCCUGAAGCUCUUCUCGCGACUGUAUCCGUGCUGGGUGUGUGCGGACGAUUUCCGCACGUGGAUGGCGGAGCCGAGUGGGAAGAACCAGCCGCGGUUGGGCGGCCGAGCGGACUUCGGGACGUGGAUGUGCGAGGCGCACAAUGAGGUGAAUCGCAAGCUGGGGAAGAAGGAGUUUGAUUGUCGGUUUUGGGAGGAGCGGUGGAGGACGGGUUGGAAGGAUGGGAGGUGUGACUGA
This is a messenger RNA of Aspergillus melleus, 708 nucleotides long. It is a transcript of the gene ERV1, whose product is annotated as flavin-linked sulfhydryl oxidase. The coding region runs from base 1 to 708 and encodes 235 amino acids. Gene Ontology annotation, molecular function: flavin adenine dinucleotide binding; flavin-dependent sulfhydryl oxidase activity. Lineage: Eukaryota; Fungi; Ascomycota; Eurotiomycetes; Eurotiales; Aspergillaceae. The transcript has a single exon. The record is from RefSeq and is a predicted model, not a curated record. Gene Ontology annotation, cellular component: mitochondrion.